CAAUCUGCUCACACAAAAUGUGUGGAUAACAUUUUAGAAGAUUCCACUGAACUUGUCCAAGGAACAGUCAAAGCAAUUAAACACGGUUUGCAAAAUUGCUUAGAGAAAGCUGGAUUAAAUUAUAAUGAUGUGCCAGGUCUUGAUGAAUUAUUUGAUGAAGGACAUGCUAUCUCAAAUCCAUUCAAACAUAUUUCCACAAAGUAUAAACAGAAUGCUUAUUUUGAGGAGCAUUUUGGCUUAGUUCAACCCAGACGAAUUAAACUUGGACACAGAGUUGUGAAAAGACGUUCAAGGACUGUGUACAAAGAGGUUAUUAAAGAUGACGAAAUCAUGUACAUACCACUGCUUAAAUCCUUGGAAAAAAUGCUCAAUGUAAAAGGAGUACUUGAACAGCUAAACCAUGGUCAUCUUCGGCAACAGAAACAUGAUGAUGUGAUUGAGGAUGUUUGUGAUGGCCAGUAUUUCAAAACCCAUCCUCUGUUUUCCAAGGACUCAACUGCUUUACAAAUCAUGCUUUACUAUGAUGAGUUGGAAAUUGCAAAUGCCCUUGGUAGUAAAACUGGAAAUCAUAAGUUUCGUAAUAGUUUAAUGACAUAA
Xenia sp. Carnegie-2017 is the source of this 597-nucleotide messenger RNA. RefSeq lists its product as uncharacterized. The record is from RefSeq and is a predicted model, not a curated record. The annotation marks the transcript as partial. The transcript has 3 exons. Lineage: Eukaryota; Metazoa; Cnidaria; Anthozoa; Malacalcyonacea; Xeniidae.